GGAGGAGAGGGGUGAGAAAUUGAGUUUAAAAAAAGAAAAUAAAAUCGCAGUGCUGAGGUCAGAGCUCGGGUGUCCUGGUCUGGCCCCUCACUGUGAGAAGGACACAGGGGCUGGAGUGAGCCCAGAGAAGGGAAUGGAGCUGGGAAGAGUCUGGAAAACAUCUGAGGGAGCUGAGGAGGCUCAGGAGUGACCUUCUGGCUCUGCACAACUCCCUGGCUGGGGGGGCAGCCAGGGGGGGUCAGGUUCUGCUCCCAGGGGACAGCGGGACAAGAGGGAACAGCCUUGAGUUGCACCAGGGCGGGUUCAGCUUGGAUAUUGGGACAAUUUCUGCAUGGAGAGAAUGAUUAGACAUUGGCAGGGGCUGCCCAGGGAGUCCCCUUCCCUGGAGGUGUCCCAGGACAGGCUGGAGGUGGCACUGGGCUGGGGACAAGGUGGGGAUUGGGCACAGCUGGGACUCAGCGAUCCUGGAGGGCUUUUCCAACCUCAGGAAUUCCAUUUCAGUGUGGAGGAGCAGUGUCCAAAGGCGAUGGGGAAUCAGCUGGGUGUAGAACAUCAGCUCGGGGAGGUGGAGAACUUCCCUCACCCCCGUUCACCACCCAAAAAAUGACAUUUCUCCUGCCUGUGUGUGCUGGGCUGGCUUGUGGAGCUGGAAUAGCCACAGCUCCGUUGUGUUGGGAUUUUGGAAGUGCUGAGGGGGCCGAGAGUGGGGUUGGGGCUGCACAGGGUGUCCCACCAGGUCUGUCAGUAAUGUUCUUAAAUCACCUGGAGGGCUCUGCUGUUGCUCCAACCCCUCUUCCUCACGGGCUGUGUUCCACCUCCAUGGUUCCCUCUCAGUUGUCUGCGAGGGCCAUUCCCAAACUUCUCCCCCUCAGCCACUUUUGGGGUGAAAUGUGGCACCUCAGCCCUGCAGAGCCACCCAGUCUGGAACUGGGACCUGGAACUCCUGGGCAGGCAGGGAGAGACUGGAGCUGCUGGGAAAUUGGGGUCAGUAGCUGAAGCUCCCCCUUGGUGGCCCAUCCAGACCUUUCCUUGCCAGGCAGGGACGAGCUGUGGUUGUGCCAGUGGCUUUUGUCACUCGUCACCUGGCUUCAGCACAUUCCCAAGUGGAUUUUGCCCAUUCCACCGUGGCCUUGAGCCCUGGUGCCAUGAGCAAGCAGUGGAUUAGGGAUGCUUGGAACUUCUUUUGAGUCACCCACCUUACGAAGACUCAAGAAGUUCCCAAAACCCCAAAUCCAGACUUCGGAACGCCCCGUUUCCCAUUGGCAAUUCCUAAGCUGUUCAUCCCUUCGGAAAGGGAACGGGGGUGAUGCUUUAAGAACUCAAUCUCUGGAUGUGGCUGGAGCAUCCAGGCCCUGAAUCCAUUCCUGGGGGGCUCGGGACGCCCCCUUUGCCCCCGCUGUCCUCGGCCACCGCGGCCGUGGGACACAAAGGCCGUGUUGUGUGCGGGGUGGCCGAGUUGGAGCGGGCUCCAGGCCUCCCUCGGCAGUCUCAUGACCCUGCAGCCAUUCCCACACUGUCGGGAUGAUUGUCCCGGCCCCCGGGCUGGGGGGGGUCACCUUGCCGGGGUGCUCUGGCUGCUCGCCGUGGUCCCCAGAGCCGGGGGGUGUGGGGGACACACGCAGGACCCCUGCCCGGAGCUUCCAAACGCUGCAUGCAGCUCCAAUUCACUGGUUUUGGGAGAAAAAAAAAACUUGUAAAGCAUCUCUCGUAGAGAGGAAGGAGAGGGGGAAGCUGCAGUGCUGGUUUUGGGGCUGGCAGGGAUGUGGGAUCUGCUUUCCUGGGUUUGGUGGCCCCAGUCAGGUUUUGGGGAGCCCUGGAGCUGUCCCGGUGGGAAUGGGACACGCGGUGCUGAGGCAGCAAAGCCUCCCUGGAAUCCCAGCUCAGGAUUCCCUGGGAUCCCCUGGGGAUGCUGGCACGGGGUGACCUUGCCCAAGGUCACACCUGGAGCUGGGGCUGAGGACAGAGCAGUGCCACCGAGCAGCCCUUUCCUCCUGAUGUAAAAAACCCACGAAAUGAGGGUUUAAAGGUCAAAGCUUGGAGCUCAGGAGGUGGCUCUGGAGUUGAUCCCGGGUGUCUCAGGAAGCCACCUGGCUUCCCAAAGCUUGGUCUUGGUGGCAGGACUGGUGCCUGCCCUGCACAAGCAGCCCCCCUGAGUCCUCCCCCCUCCUCAGCCCCAUCCCGUUCCUGCCGGGAGCCGAACGCUGGUGUCCUCCUGCUCUUGAUGAUCCUGGGAUUUGCUCCAGAUCCCUUUUCCACAGCCUCAGACCUGCCUUCUCCUGCCUUUUCUCUGUAUAAAACAGGGAGGUGCCAAAGUUAAACUUAUUUUCUGGGCUUAACAAAACUUUUCAAAAAUAAGUAAAUAUGGAAAACUACUGAGGAGGCCGGGGGUGGGUGGGGGAAGUCGGAGUUGUGCAACCUGGGCUCCUGCUCCGUGCUGGGACCCGGGGCUGGGAGUUGCUUCCUGAAUAAUUAUUGCUGUUCUGGAUCCAUCCUGACUCAUCCGUCCCCCCAUGGCGUGGGACAGCCCACGUCCUGCCGUGCCUCAGUUUCCCCAUCUGGAAAUCAGGAACUUGGGUACUCCAGCCUUGUGCCAGGGUGAUUUUUGGACUGGUUUGUGUGUGGAUUUCUUGGCUCCUGCUGGUCCCAGGGCUUGGGAUGGGGGGAAUUACAUUGAUUUUCCAGCAAAGGCAUUGCUGCUUCAAGGAGCAUGUGGAUUUGCUGCGUGAGAUGGACAGGAGGGAAAUGUUAUUCCUAAUUUUUGGGAUCAGAAGACUGGGAUUGUGGGAGAAUUAGGGGCUGCUCAGGCUCGCAGUCGGGCCCCAGUGCCCAUUUCCCAGCAAAGGCUGGGUUUUUCCAGCCUUUGGAGUCAAGUGGAUGUGUCAGGAGUGACUUUAUUUAUUUAUCUUGUCCCAAACAAACCCUUGGCAUUGGGAAGAGCUGCUGCUUCUGCUGGAACCUGUCCAGGAUCUGGGUUUGGUGCUGGCACUUGGUGAUCCCAGUGUCCUUUCCUGCUCCCAGGAAGGAGCAGGAGCUGCCUCAGCUUCCAGGGAUCAGCUCUGCUCUGUCAAACACCUGCAGCAGCAGCUUGGGGAGGCUGGGGCUCCCCUCUCCCUGCCCUUCCCAGAGGAUAUUCCCUGCCCACAUCUCUCCAGGUGUGCUGGCACCCAGGGAUGAGGGAUGGGAAUGGUGCUGCCGGGGAUGACAUCAUUGUGUUGGCUGCUCUCGGCGAGCUGGGGACCUUCCCAGCAGGAAUGGGAAUGGGAGAUGCUCCCAGAGGUGGACUGGGAUGCGCUGGGGAGGCUGAGGCUGCCCCAGCCCCACGCUGGGCACAGCUGUGCCCGCUCCAGGUGCUGCCUGGCUGGCUGAUGCCAGCUCCCUGCCAAGGCUUGCUGCUCUGGCCCGGAUCCGCGCUAAUUCAGCUGUUCUCACUCGAGAGCACCUGGGCUCUGUUCCUCCUCCUCCUCCUCCUCCCCAGCCUUUAGCGUGGAAGAUGGCGGGUGGCGUGGACGGCCCCAUAGGGAUCCCGUUCCCAGAUCACAGCAGCGACAUCCUCAGCAGCCUGAAUGAGCAGAGGAACAACGGGCUGCUGUGCGACGUGGUCAUCCUGGUGGAAGGCCAGGAGUUCCCCACCCACCGCUCCGUCCUGGCAGCGUGCAGCCAGUACUUCAAGAAGCUCUUCACCUCAGGGUUAGUGGUGGACCAGCAGAACGUGUAUGAGAUAGACUUUGUGAGUGCGGACGCCCUGUCGGCGCUGCUGGAGUUCGCCUACACCGCGACCCUCACCGUCAGCACUUCCAACGUCAACGACAUCCUCAACGCCGCCACGCUGCUGGAGAUCCCGGCCGUCAGGGAUGUCUGCACGGAUCUCCUGGAGAGGAAGAUUCUGGCCAAAAAUGACCAGAUGGAUACAGUAGAUCAAAUUGAUCAGAGGAACCAUCUCAGAGCAAAAGAGUACCUGGAGUUCUUCCAGAGCAACCCCGUGAACGGCCACCAAGGCAGCUUUCCGUGGACCAACCCAGAGUUGAGAGACCUUCAGAGACUGAACUUCCGAGGCCAAGAGGAGGAGGAGGAGUCGAACUGCAAUGGCCUGGACUUCUACUCGCAAGCCACCCCAACCGAAAGACCAAAGGCAAGUGACUGUGACCCCGACAGCAACCCGGCCAUGUGGCUGGACCGCGAGGACGAGGAGCCGGUCAGCGGCGGGAUGUUCUCCCCUUCCCAGAACGGACAUUACAGCAGCCGUGGCUUGGCCACCCCGGGAGAAGAGGAGGGGGGCACCCCCAGGGGCCCUCUGGACCCGCAGGAAGCCGGGGACUCGCCCAGCUUCAUCCCCACGGGCACGGAGACGGAGGACGAUGCCAGGGAGGUGGAUGACCUGGCCGCCAGCGCCCUGCUCCAGCAGAUGAUCAACUCGGUGGGGCGGCAGCAGCUCGGCGACGACGACCGCAAGGACGAGGACGGGGUCAUGGAUUAUUACUUGAAAUAUUUUGGCAGUUCCAGCGAGGGCGACGUGUACCCGUCCUGGUCCCAGAAGGUGGAGAAGAAGAUCAGGGCGAAAGCAUUCCAGAAGUGCCCCAUCUGUGAGAAGGUGAUCCAGGGCGCCGGGAAGCUGCCGCGCCACAUCCGCACCCACACCGGGGAGAAGCCCUACGAGUGCAACAUCUGCAACGUCCGAUUCACCAGGCAGGACAAGCUGAAGGUGCACAUGCGGAAGCACACGGGCGAGAAGCCCUACCUGUGCCAGCAGUGCGGGGCCGCCUUCGCCCACAACUACGACUUGAAGAACCACAUGCGGGUGCACACGGGGCUGCGGCCGUACCAGUGCGACAGCUGCUGCAAGACUUUCGUCCGCUCCGACCACCUGCACAGGCACCUUAAAAAAGAUGGAUGCAACGGGAUCCCGUCGCGGAGGGGCCGCAAGCCCAGGGUCAGGGAGGCCGGGGCCAUGCCCCCCACGCCCACGGGCAGCGCCGAGGACGGGAGCUGCGCCGCCGAGCCCGAGGACACGGAGCAGCAGCAGCAGCAGCAGCAGCAGGAGGAGCAGCACUUUGAGGAGAAUUCCAAUAACGAAGCGCCGGGAUUGAAUGUAGCAGGAGGGUCGGAUGAGGGUAACGCGCAAGGACUCUCCUAAACCAAAAAAACAUAACAGCAAACCAACCCUGACCGAUGAAACGAAACAACCACCUGAAAAACAAAGUCACAAAAUCUAGUUAGUACUUUUCCUCCGAUUUUUCUCUUUAAAAGAUGUUUCUCUCCCUUUUUUUUAAGGAAAAAACAAACAACAACAACAAAAAAAA
Molecule: messenger RNA, 5297 nt
Organism: Pyrgilauda ruficollis (rufous-necked snowfinch)
Lineage: Eukaryota; Metazoa; Chordata; Aves; Passeriformes; Passeridae
Gene: ZBTB7A
Product: zinc finger and BTB domain containing 7A
Exons: 3
Coding region: 3491-5131 (546 amino acids)
Biological process (GO): regulation of transcription by RNA polymerase II
Molecular function (GO): protein binding; DNA-binding transcription factor activity, RNA polymerase II-specific; RNA polymerase II cis-regulatory region sequence-specific DNA binding
Source: RefSeq, a predicted model, not a curated record